Messenger RNA from Striga asiatica, 780 nucleotides. Lineage: Eukaryota; Viridiplantae; Streptophyta; Magnoliopsida; Lamiales; Orobanchaceae. The record is from the annotation of a GenBank genome assembly.
AUGGGUGGGGAUCUCCUUGUUAAGAAACAAUCUAGACAAGAGGCUAUAAGAAAGUGGAGAUUAAAAAAACUAAAAAGGAAUUUUACAGUCAAUCAUACAACUUAUGUGGACAUUAUACCUAACAUUAGUGCUCCAACUCUAGAUACAUUUAGUAAAGAACGUAGACAAAAAGCGAUUGAAAGAUGGAAGGCGAAGAAAGAUAGAUCUCAAUCUCUUCAACCUUCUGUCACACUUCUUAGUGAUGUCAAUGUGGUUAGACAACAUUGUACAAUUGAACCUAUUCAUGCAGUACAAAGAACUGGUCUGUAUGAUUCUCAGGCAGAGUCCAAUAAUGCAACCAAUCUUAGAAAAAGGGAGCCGACUUACAUCUAUUCCUCUAGCGCCUGCAGUUCUACAGAAUGUCCCAAACUGUCCACACUGUCUUGCAAGAAAUUUGAAUAUGAAACAUAUAACUUAUGUUGUUUAGAUGGAGAUGAGUGUUUAGCUACUAAUGAUGCUCCUCUUAUAUUUCAAGAGCUUUACACAUCUUCCUCAUUAGAAGCAAACUUAUUCAGAACUUGCAUUCGAACAAUUAAUAAUCAUUUUACUUUCACUUCCAUGGAAGUGCACUAUGAUAAAGCUCUUAGUAAACGUAAUAAUGGAAUUUAUACAUUCAAAGUGCAAGGUCAAAUAUACCAUUUCAUAGAUGAUUUCUUUGAAUCUGUAAAUCUUCAGUUGUAUUUUCAUGACACCGAUACUGAAGUUACAAAAAGGUUGGAAGCAUGCCCUCGAUUGACAUAA